AUGUACAUCGCCGACGUCUUGGCCAGCGACCUCAUACGACCAACGAGACGCAGCCAUGCAACCCCCGUCCUGAUUCAAGUGCUCCUAGCGCUGAAAUUCUUCGCUACCGGCACCUUCUUGAUCACGGCGGGGGACUUUCUGCAUCUGCAUGAAUCUACAGCGUCACGGUGCGUGCGACGAGUGGCCCUGGCUCUGGCAAAGCAAGCGCCGCACUUCAUACGGUGGCCAACAGCAGCGGAAGUCCCCGAACUGCAGCGGCAGUUCUACGCCGUGGACGGCUUUCCGGGCGUCGUAGGAGCCAUCGACGGCACCCACGUUCGGAUCCAAGGGCCACCGCUGCACGAGGAAGUGUUCGUGAACCGACACUUCUACCAUUCCAUCAACGUGGAGCUGGUGGUCGACGCGCGCUCAAGGAUUCUCAACGUGGUUGCCAAGUGGCCCGGAAGCGUCCACGACUCGUACGUGCUGUCGCAGAGCAGUGUCGGGGAGAACUUCGCAACGGGCGCGUACGGCGGCCUCCUCAUCGGCGACAGCGGCUACCCGUGCAGGCCUUGGUUGAUGGCGCCUUUUCGAUCGCCGACCACGCCGGCCGAGUGUGCGUACAACCAGACGCACGCAACGACUCGGUCCGUGGUCGAAAGGACGAUCGGGCAGCUGAAGCGCCGCUUCCACUGCCUGCACGCCGAGCUGAGGAUGCUGCCAGAACGCUGCUGCACCAUCGCUGUGGCGUGCUGUGUGAUGCACAACAUUGCACAGCACUACACGUGCAGGGAAGGUGACUGUGACCUUCCACCAGAGGUUCCCGUGCCUCCAUCGCCACCCGAAGCAGACGAUGGGGUUGCGCGCCGACAUGCAAUUGUGCACCAACACUUUCGUGCCCGUGUGCCGGCUGCCGAACCUGCGGGCGGUGUGCUGGGGCUUCAGGCUGGUCGUGGACGAGGGGGUCCCGGUCGUCGUCGGCCCGGUGGUACUGGUCGCCCUUCAGCAGCAGCAGCUGCUGCCUCAGGCUCAGGUGGUCCCUCCGCCAUUGGCAGAGGCCUUUCCCGGCGUGGCAGAGGCCUUUCCCGGCGUGGCAGAAGCCCUUCCCGGCGUAGCAGAGGCCCUUCCCGGCGUGGCAGAGCAGCUGCUGCACCAGACUCCAGGGACGUCUUGUCCUCUUCCAGCAACCAGUCCGAAGGCUGGUAGUCUCGUUCCCUCAAACUCCGGCACCUCGAGGAAAAUGACCCCGGAGUCCACAUCGACCUUGUGGCUGAAAGCCCAACUUCUGGCCCAGCCUCAUCAGUUGCUAGCCGCACAUUGGCUGGGGCUGUGUUGACCCUGAGGACAAUCCGCAAGGUUGUGUGUCAUGUCACCCCUGUACAUAUUUUGCAAGCACUCUUAUUUAUUUAUUUAUUUUUGUUUCAGGAAAUCUUUUUGUGUGCUUGUGGAUCAAGCUUGAUCCCUCAGGUCUUGGCCGUUGUGGCUAUUGUAAAAGUAGCUAGGCUCGAGCAGAGCCAAAAUACGUUGUGCAGGUCAAGCCCAAUAUUAGCUGUCGUGGCUAUCAGUUGUGAAUGCAGCUGGCUUCAAGUGGAGCCAGUGUGCAGUGUU
Molecule: messenger RNA, 1587 nt
Organism: Ixodes scapularis (black-legged tick)
Lineage: Eukaryota; Metazoa; Arthropoda; Arachnida; Ixodida; Ixodidae
Product: putative nuclease HARBI1
Exons: 4
Coding region: 1-1185 (394 amino acids)
Source: RefSeq, a predicted model, not a curated record